Molecule: messenger RNA, 1515 nt
Organism: Oppiella nova
Lineage: Eukaryota; Metazoa; Arthropoda; Arachnida; Sarcoptiformes; Oppiidae
Source: the annotation of a GenBank genome assembly
GAUUUUCAAUGUUUUAAAGUUUUAGAACUUUUCAAACUUACGGUAGUUUCAAAACAUUAAUAUUCACUAAAAUGUCUCAACUCUAUGCCAAAGACUCUUUGGACCGAUUCGGUGAUGAUUUGUGUGAACUAUUAUUGAGUUAUCUUCCACUCGAAGAUCGAUUCCGUAAUGAAUGUGUGUCCAAACAGUUUCAAAGAUGUGUUUUCGUUACUCUUCGAGACCUAAUCAUCGACGAGAAACUCAUGAAGAAAAUGACUAAAAAAUAUUUCCCAAUCAAUAUAAUGGCUAUAAUUAUGGAAAAGUGUCCAAACAUUCAGCACAUCCACUGCACCCGGAUCUGUAGUCCACCACACGAUUGUAGUCAACACAUGGAUGACCAGAUACACCACAAUUACCACCACCACCGACGUGUCCACAGACUCGUCAACCGUAUGGAUGGGAAUCGGUGUCCAUUUGAAGACAAAUUUGAUGUCAAUCUGAUGACUGAGUUCUUUCAAACCUACGGCUCAAUGAUCACAAAAAUUAAUUUUUUGGACACAGAUUUCAAGCAUUAUCUGUACUUUUGUCACAAUUUGUCUCACCUGAAGACACAGUACUUGUCGGAUGUCUUGCAAUCGGGGAAACUAUUAUUGGUCCGCAAUCUGAAGAGAUAUGAGUUUCACAUGAAUCGCGACUUUAAUAACCAGAUGUUUGACACUUUUGUCGCCAAUAAUAAGUCUCUCAAAAGUAUUGUCGUCCAGAAUAUCGCCAUCAGAUCCCAAGAGACGGUCAUUGAAUUCAUGAACAAAUUCACAGAAUUGACAGAAUUGCAAGAAUUGUCGCUAUAUUUCGGCAAUAAAACCGUCAGAUAUUCAUUGAGUGACUGUUUCACAGAAAUUGGCUUAAAGUGUAAGAAACUGAAGAAACUUUGCGUUCAAAUGAAGUCAAACUCAACUGAACUGAAUGUCGAGAUAUUUAACUCAAUUCAAUACUUCUCGGGAUUAAAACGAUUGGAUUUGAGUCUCAAUCUGUCGAUCGGUCUUAUUGUCAGCAAUAGUUUGCAAUCAUUUGAUUCAUUCAAAUGUUGGCCACAAUUGACUCAUUUAUGCCUAGAUUUAUGGCAAAUGAGUGACAAAUUCUACGACAGAAUCGACAAAAUGCAGCCAAAACUGCAACACUUGGACACCACUGACCCCUCGUCUCAAUUAAGUGGCAAAGACUUCAAACACAUCUCAAGAUUGCCAAACCUGCGGACACUUAUCAUCAGAAAUUCAAACAAAAACAAAUGCUUUGAUCCCAUAUUCCUCAAUGUCUUGGCGCUAAAAUGUGCUAAAAUAAUGUCGAUUGAGAUUUGGCUAAAAGCGGGUCAAACUCAUGGUCUCAAUGAGCGUAUGAUUGAGUCCAUCAAAAAGACUUAUCAAAUGAGACUCAAUAAAAGGAGUCUAAUGUCCAACACUUCCAACCACUUCAUUGACUCACCUGAAGAAGUUGCACACAAUUAGAAUCGUUUGCAUGAUUUAAAUAUAAGACCUGGAC